Drosophila innubila is the source of this 1582-nucleotide messenger RNA. It is a transcript of the gene pont, whose product is annotated as ruvB-like helicase 1. NCBI's taxonomy places the organism in Eukaryota, Metazoa, Arthropoda, Insecta, Diptera, Drosophilidae. Bases 149 to 1519 code for a protein of 456 amino acids. Gene Ontology annotation, molecular function: DNA helicase activity; ATP hydrolysis activity; ATP binding. Gene Ontology annotation, cellular component: Swr1 complex; R2TP complex; Ino80 complex. Gene Ontology annotation, biological process: regulation of transcription by RNA polymerase II; chromatin remodeling; box C/D snoRNP assembly. The record is from RefSeq and is a predicted model, not a curated record. The transcript has 3 exons.
CAACCUUUCGACCGGGUGCCAAGGCAAAAACAGUGUGCGGCGGCAAACAAACUUCAUUUACAACAAACUUGUUUGAUCAAUAUUUAAAUAGAUUCUGCUUAGUCUAGCGUGCGAUAAUAGUUAAAGGUUUUCAAAUUCAUUUGAAAUCAUGAAAAUCGAAGAAGUUAAGAGCACCGUGCGCACUCAGCGCAUCGCAGCCCACAGCCACGUGAAGGGACUCGGCUUGGACGAAACCGGCGCCGCCAUCCAAAAUGCUGCCGGACUUGUGGGACAGAAAGCAGCACGUGAGGCUGCUGGCAUUGUGGUGGAUCUGAUCAAGUCGAAGAAGAUGGCUGGCCGUGCUCUCCUAUUGGCUGGUCCACCGGGCACCGGCAAAACGGCCAUUGCCUUGGCCAUUGCUCAGGAGUUGGGCAACAAGGUGCCAUUCUGUCCCAUGGUUGGCUCCGAAGUGUUUAGCAACGAGAUCAAAAAAACCGAGGUACUUAUGGAGAAUUUCCGACGUUCCAUUGGACUGCGCAUACGGGAGACAAAAGAGGUUUACGAGGGCGAAGUGACGGAGCUGACACCAGUGGAGACAGAGAAUCCCAUGGGUGGUUAUGGCAAGACCAUCAGCAAUGUUGUCAUUGGCCUCAAGACCGCCAAGGGAACCAAGCAACUGAAGUUGGAUCCCAGCAUUUUCGAUGCUCUGCAAAAGGAGAAGGUCGAGGUGGGCGAUGUCAUCUACAUUGAGGCAAACAGUGGUGCCGUCAAGCGUCAGGGACGCAGCGACACCUUUGCCACCGAAUUCGAUCUGGAGACGGAGGAGUAUGUGCCGCUGCCCAAGGGUGAUGUGCACAAGAAGAAGGAAGUUAUACAGGAUGUCACCCUGCACGACCUGGAUGUGGCCAAUGCCCGUCCGCAGGGUGGCCAAGAUGUGCUCUCCAUGAUGGGCCAGUUGAUGAAGCCCAAGAAAACUGAAAUAACAGACAAACUGCGCAUGGAGAUCAACAAGGUAGUCAACAAAUAUAUUGAUCAGGGCAUUGCGGAGCUGGUGCCCGGCGUGCUCUUCAUCGAUGAGAUCCACAUGCUCGAUCUGGAGACCUUUACAUAUCUGCACAAAUCGCUGGAGUCACCGAUUGCUCCAAUUGUCAUAUUUGCCACCAAUCGUGGACGCUGUGUUAUCCGUGGCACUACGGACAUUGUUUCACCUCAUGGCAUUCCUUUGGAUCUGUUGGAUCGCUUGCUCAUCAUUCGCACACUUCUCUAUUCCACAUCGGACAUGGAGCAGAUCAUUAAAUUGCGCGCCCAAACCGAGGGACUGCAGCUGGAGGAGACGGCCUUCUCACGUCUCAGCGAGAUUGGCACAACUUCCACUCUCCGCUAUGCGGUUCAACUCUUGACCCCAGCUCACCAGAUGUCCAAGGUGAAUGGACGCAACCAGAUCAGCAAGGAUGACAUUGAGGAUGUGCACUCGCUGUUCCUGGAUGCUAAGCGCUCAUCGAAGCAUUUGUCGGAGAAGAACAAUAAGUUUAUGAUGUAAAUUACAAUUCCCAUUACAAUUAUGCACCUUACUUGAAUAAAUCUGCAAGAAAUAUACAUUUCA